Messenger RNA from Scomber japonicus (chub mackerel), 1471 nucleotides. RefSeq lists its product as uncharacterized. The record is from RefSeq and is a predicted model, not a curated record. The transcript has 7 exons. NCBI's taxonomy places the organism in Eukaryota, Metazoa, Chordata, Actinopteri, Scombriformes, Scombridae. The coding region runs from base 44 to 616 and encodes 190 amino acids.
CCGAAUUUCAAGUCUGAAUCAAGAGAAUAAAAACAACAGGACAAUGAGGAACACGUUUGUAUGUGAUGAUUCAAUGAUCAUCACCAUACCCAUUUGCAGUCUCAGGGACGCUCGAGAGGGUCAACUGAUGCCGGACAAAUUUCACUGUGUGUUCAAAGACACCUACAAGGUUUUUGCUAUAAGGGGAAAACCUAAACCUCUUGGGGCAGCCCAGGCCAUCGCUGGUGUGUUUGUUCUUACACUCGGUCUGAUUUCUAAAGGGGAAAUACAGUCCUGGUGGCUAACUUUACCCAGCAUUCUGUUUGUGGUCUCUGGUUUCUUGACCUAUGCUGCAGGACAAUGUCCAAACAUACACUUGACAAAACUGUCGUUCUCUGUGAACAUCAUCUGCUUCUUCUGGUCAAUUGCAGCUGUUUGUCUCUGUGCAGUCAUGUUUGACAGCACCUCAGAAGAGAAUAGGACGGAAUCGUUUCAUCGAGGAAUCAAUGGACUGAUUAUAUCUCUCCUGGUUGGUGAAAAGAUCAUAGCCUUGUUCUUGAUCUACUGGCUGAGUAAAGCUGUUUGCAGAGAGCAUUUCAACUCUUUGCCCAUGGUUCUGCUGAAACAGGGAGACUGAAAAUACUGCAAAGAACAGAUGAAAGUCAACGAACAAAAGACUAACCACUGAUAUUUGUGAUGCUUUAGACUUCCUGAAUGUAUCUCAGUGUAUAGCAGCCUGUCAGUGUUAUAUACCUCUCAUCAUGCUGCGCAACAAAGAAGAAUUGUGAAAGUUAUUGUUUUUGUUUCAGCAAAAAGUGGGUUGAAUGUAAAUAUAUAGCGUAUCACUUCUUGUAUGUAAAUUGCCAAUUAUUCUUAUCAUUUUUGUUUUUGUACAGCUCAUCUAACUACUUAUAUUGCAUUGUUUUAUAAUUUUACAACAGUAUGCCGUAUCAAAUCAGAAACGUAAGUGUUGCUGCUUCUGCGCUUCACAAUUAUCUUCGGUUUCUAUAAAGUCCUGGAGAAUGCUCUAUUAUCUCAACUCCUAGAAGUUUACAUCAUAAUUGAAAACUUUUUGCGCUUCUGAAAAUAGUGCUGCAUUUUGCAUUUUGAUACUGUAGCCCACCGUAUGUUGACUCUAAAUUUCAUGAACUAUUUUAGAUUUAUUAUUCCUUGUUGUAAUAUCCAACUUUAUCUCUUAGUUAAGCAGACUGAUCAGGCUGUUUAACGGCUAUCAAACUAUUAUGAGUCCUAUAUGACCUGAUUCAUUUAUUCAUUGUUAUUUUACUACUAUUAUAUUCAUCUCAGGAUCGUUAAAAUGUUGGUUCAAUUCAAAUUUCAUUUCAUCUCACCUUGACUGCUGCAGCGAGUGAGAUAAAAUGUACUUCUUGUCUGUGUGAAUUUCCACAGUGAUCUUGCGUAACUAUGAAUUUGUGAACAUAAAGCAUGAGGUCUGUAGCUUGAUUGAACUUGAACUUAAACUUAACUGAACUGU